This is a messenger RNA of Diabrotica virgifera virgifera (western corn rootworm), 2085 nucleotides long. Its product is annotated as putative ankyrin repeat protein RF_0381. Gene Ontology annotation, molecular function: protein binding. The coding region runs from base 308 to 1876 and encodes 522 amino acids. The record is from RefSeq and is a predicted model, not a curated record. The transcript is spliced from 3 exons. Lineage: Eukaryota; Metazoa; Arthropoda; Insecta; Coleoptera; Chrysomelidae.
GUUCCAUACAACGGAAUGCUUUUGAACCUUAGACAAGGAAAGAGAGUUUCUCUCUUUCCUUGUCUAAGUUUUGAACCAUGUGACUUAAAAAAGAAGAAUUGCAGGUUAGACGUGGCGGGAUAUUUUGAUUUUGACGACAUAACACAAAAAACUGUCUGGACUUGUGUUUUUGUUUGUAUAUCUUAUUUUUUACCAGAAAAGUACUGAGCUACUUCUACUUAUCAAAAAAUUACCUCUCCAACGUCUUGACCGUGAAAUCACACAAGAUUUUAAAACGGCUAAUCUACAUUAUUGGCAAGCAAUUAAAAUGGAUAGCGGUGCAUCGCGGUUGAUGUUCGCAGUAGAAAAUGGUGACUAUGCUGAAGUUACCAGAUUGCUAGACAAAGGUGUGGACGUAAAUUAUAUAGAUCCGUUAGGAAAUUCACCGUUACACACAGCUGUAGAUAUAAAAAAUUUUGAAAUAGCCGAACUCUUGCUUAAAAGAAAUGCCAACGUUAACACAAAUGUAAAUCGAUUUGGUCAAUCUAUACCUUCGCCUCUAUACUGGGCAGCCCGGCGUGGUCAUCUUGGUGUGUUAAAAUUAUUAAUCGCGUAUGGUGCAUCUUUAGAAACUAAAUGUUCAAACGGAUUACUACCAAUACACGUAGCAGCAGAAAAAGGCCAUUUUAAAAUAGUCAAAUAUUUUGUAGAAAACAAAUUGUACCAUGUUGAUAUUUGUACCAGGACUCUUCGGACGCCUUUAAGUUUUGCUGUCGUUGGGGGUCACUCAGCAAUUAUUAAAUAUUUAAUUAAAUGUAAUGCCGAUGUUACCAAAGCGGAUAUGUCUAACAGACGUUCACCGUUUCGUUAUGGAUGUAACGAAAAUCGUGAAGAUCUUAUUGAGACGUUGAUCAGAAAAGGUUUUAAACUCGAUGGUUUCUACUAUGGAGAAACACCUCUACAUUUAUUCGUUAGGAGUGGAUUACUUAGCGAAGCAAGGCGCCUUAUAGAAAGUGGGGUAAUGUCUUAUCUUGAAGCAGAUGUUAGCGGCAACACCCCAAUACACGUAGCGGUUCAGUAUAAUCAAAAAGAAAUGCUGGAAUAUUUCUUCAAAAUGGGCAUAAGUGCUGAUUUUCAAACAGGAGAGGGCUACUCUUUGUUGCAUGCCGCUGCUACAUUUGCUCAAUCACAAAUGGUUACGUUUUUACUUGAAAACGGAGCAAGUAUCGAUGGUAAAAUUAUUUUUAAAGGUACUACUGCCUUACAUUUAGCUUCAUACCAUAAUCACUGUGGUGUUAUACAAGUUUUAUUAAAUAAAGGAGCUGAUGUAAUGGCAGUAGAUUGCAGAGGCCUAAGACCACUGGACUAUGUGUAUCAAAAGUUUAUUGACGAUGCAGCAUUAGUCACAAUACAUGAUACAGAAUAUAGUACCGAACUAUUAGUAAAACACAUGUUAUUAUUUUGCAAGGAUGUAGAAGUGCCAACACCUAUUUAUUUUCCAAGUAAAACAAGCAUAAACGAAUUUAAGCAGAAGUGCCAAGAAGAACUCGAACGAAUGAAAACCUGUUUGAUAGAAAAUACCACAGUGUCUUUAUAUACCUUUUUACAAGCCUUGCGUAAUAAAAAUAAAUUAUUAAAUUUUUUACGCAACCACGAAUUAAAAGAAGAACUGAGAAAUAUUAAAAAGUAUAUUGACAAAUAUCCGAUUUACUCCAGCCUUUUGCCAAUGAUUUUACACGGAGUACAUAACGGUAAGGAAAGACUACUGUUACUGGAAAAAGCUAGUGCUGCAAUGGAUAUCAUCGUUCCAAACCUUAUAUUGGAGUGUAAAAUAAACAUCUUACAAAUGCUAAACAAUAAGGAUCUUUCUAGUCUCAUCGAAUCAGUAACUGUCUAAUUUUAUUAGCCAUAUCUUAUUUUUUAUAUAUGUUUCAAUAUUUUUAUAUAUUUCAAAAAGGAAAUUAUUUUAUUACAUAUUUUGAUUAUUUUACCCGCUAAAAUACACCCGCUCAGAAAUUUAUAGGUACUUAACACUGUAAUUACUUUGAUAAUGUAAAAAAAAACAAAAAUAAACUUAUGUAAAUAAAGGAUAUGUUCAAAAUUCUA